Encephalitozoon intestinalis ATCC 50506 is the source of this 531-nucleotide messenger RNA. RefSeq lists its product as uncharacterized. Bases 1 to 531 code for a protein of 176 amino acids. The transcript has a single exon. Lineage: Eukaryota; Fungi; Microsporidia; Unikaryonidae. The record is from RefSeq and is a predicted model, not a curated record.
AUGAGUUCGAGUAGGAGUGUACUUUAUCUGGAUGAGUUUUUACUGCUGGACACCCCUUAUGUGUCCGAGGUACUUCUGGAUCCUCGGGAGUUCUAUGAGUUGGACGACAUCUACUCUCCUACAGAAUUAAAUGGUAAUGACCUGCUCCGGGAAAUCACAGUUGAUGCCAUCGGAGCUCUGUCUCCAUGGCCUAGGGAGAUCAAAAGACAACCAGAGGAUGGCGAUAUAUACAAGCCCAAGAAAGUUAGGGGAGCCGGAAAAUUGAGGGAGGGAUAUUGUGGGAUGUGCAACUUGUGGCUCAAAUUAAAAACAAGUAGUUAUUGGUAUCAUAUGAACUAUAAGCAUGGAAUAAGCUCAAAAGGGUCGAGGUAUCCCGAGCCUCAGGUAAGACAUGUUGGAAACAGAACAGAAGGAUUCUGUACGAUUUGCAGUAAAUGGAUAGUGUUAGGCCAUAAAGCAAGUGGAAGGUCUACAAGAUUUGGCUGGUUCAAGCAUUGCCAAAAAAGCCACGGCUCAAGUAAAACAAUUUAA